GUCCCCCUCGCCUCCCGGCAGCGCGCGGCCUCGCCCCGCAGCCGCUGGCCUGGCCCGGGCUCGCCCGCGGCGCCCACCUGUGCUGCCGCCUGCCCAGGAGUGUCAUGUAACAACUUGAAGCUUUUAUGUGAAAACUGAAAAUGGCUUCAAGAGGAACAACAGAAACCAGUAAGCUAAAGCAGAACUUGGAAGAGCAGUUGGAUAGAUUAAUGCAGCAGCUUCAAGAUUUGGAAGAAUGCAGAGAGGAACUAGAUGCAGAUGAAUAUGAAGAGACAAAAAAAGAAACUCUAGAACAGCUGAGUGAGAUCAAUGACUCACUGAAGAAGAUUAUGUCUGGAGAUAUGACUUUGGUGGAUGAGCUCAGCGGGAUGCAGCUGGCAAUACAAGCAGCCAUCAGCCAAGCAUUUAAAACUCCGGAAGUAAUUAGAAUGUUUGCAAAGAAACAACCGAGGCAAUUAAGGACAAGGUUGGCAGAGAUGGACCGAGACCUAAUGGUUGGGAAGUUGGGACGGGACCUCUACACACAGCAGAAAGUGGAAAUCCUGACUGCCCUCAGGAAGCUUGGUGAGAAGCUGACUCCAGAUGAUGAGACUUUCUUGUCAGCAAAUGCUGGUGCAGCCUUGAGCCAGUUUGAGAAAGUCUCCACUGACCUUGGAUCAGGAGACAAAGUCUUUGCUCUAGCAAGUUUUGAAGUAGAAAAGGCAAAACAAUGAAGAGGGUGAGUCUGGUGAUUGUAUUGAAGCAAAAGGAAAAAAAGGUUAGGGAGAAAAUUGAAGCAUCAAGUGCUCUGUCUCUCUUCUGUUUUUGUCUCCUUGUAUUAUUUCUCUUUUUUCAUCGUGAAUGGAAAAAUAACAAGUAAGUAGCAAGCAAGGAAAAACACAAGAUUUCUUUAAAAGAGACCCGUUACUAGUUCAUCAUGUUACCUUAUCUGUUAAUAUCAAGUUCAAGUGGUUAGAGAAAUCUGUAUUAACGAUAACCUACUGACCAGGCAUUUAAAACUGCAUCAUUAGUGGCUGAAACUAUAGGUAAAUCAAAAUAUAAUUUAAUUAAUUUUGCUUCCAGUGUGGUCAUUUCUUUCCUGUAUAAGGACAAGUAUAGUUUUCACGUAGUGAAGAACAAAAUCAAAAAGUCAUUCUGCAGGCAUCUUGUAGUUUCUCCACUUCCAUGGGGAAACUCACUGAGUCCUGGUGAAGGUUUUUCCAUUGCAGAAAAUAAUCUCUCAUUUCAUUUAGGUCUGUCUAGCUACUUUUGAGAGAGGAAUAGGAGUGCUCCUAUUGUAGUUUUAUCUUAGGAGUCAUGGAAAACAUGAUGCCUUGCUUUGCUACAUUUUUUUUUUUUUAACUUUUAACUGUUGGAGUAAAACAAAUUUCUUUUGAUUGUCCAACUAAUAUCCUUGUAAAAUGGAGACUGAAAUGAAGUUCUGUAAAGCUAUGUUGUCUUCACGUAAGAGUGUGUUUGUAGCUUUGCAAAUAUCAAAUUUACUCCGGAAACAGUUCUGCUUUUUUGGAUAAAACGUGCAGGUAAGAAGGUUGCUUACUAAACAAACUAGUUUGGAUUAACAAAGAAGAUUAAGUCCUAGCCUUUUACAUUAAAGGACUUUUUUGUCCAUCCCUCUAAAAUCUCUUUCUGCAUACCUCCUCAUUGCACAGUCUGUGCAAGCAUGAAAUAGGGCAACUAAGGUAGCUGAACUACUUUAAUUUUCUGGUAUACUCUGUCUCACCUACACAAUUACUAUGAGCAGCUAGACAGCCUCUUCUGACCCUGUCAUAGCACCUCAAAUGUGGAAAAAGAAGAGUUGGUUGAAUGAUUUACCUUUUUCCGGAGACACUAGACUGUUUCUGCAUCAGAAGAUGGUUUUGAGGGACUGGAAUUGUCAGACCAAAUCUAAAAUGUGAAGUAUUUUCGAAAGAAAAGAUUUCAAAUUAAGAACAACUCUCUGAUUGUCUAGUACCAUAGACAUCUUUGAGAGAAACGCAAUUUUCAUUAUUGUUGCAUGUGGCUUAAUCAGAUGGAUAAUGAAAGUAGGGUUUGUGUGUACAGAUGCUGUUGGAGGCCCUUAAUGAGGAGGAGAUGCCAACAAAUACAGAGGGACUGGAGAGUGGAAGCAGCUGUACUAUGAAGGAAGCUUAAAUGAAUUUUAAAGCUGAUUGAUUAAGAAAGAACUGGAGAUCAGAAAAGACAGUGAAUAGAGAAUCUUUUUUUCUAAGACAAGUAAAAACUGAGAGGAGAAAGUUGUAUGAAGUUUUGGCUUACCAGAACCAACAGCAACCUCAUUAAACAGAGAGAAGUGA
Messenger RNA from Rhea pennata, 2291 nucleotides. It is a transcript of the gene LZIC, whose product is annotated as leucine zipper and CTNNBIP1 domain containing. The record is from RefSeq and is a predicted model, not a curated record. Lineage: Eukaryota; Metazoa; Chordata; Aves; Rheiformes; Rheidae. The coding region runs from base 141 to 713 and encodes 190 amino acids. The transcript is spliced from 8 exons. Gene Ontology annotation, molecular function: beta-catenin binding.